Molecule: messenger RNA, 7075 nt
Organism: Nothobranchius furzeri (turquoise killifish)
Lineage: Eukaryota; Metazoa; Chordata; Actinopteri; Cyprinodontiformes; Nothobranchiidae
Gene: rab11fip3
Product: RAB11 family interacting protein 3 (class II)
Biological process (GO): regulation of cytokinesis; endocytic recycling
Cellular component (GO): endocytic vesicle; midbody; recycling endosome membrane
Molecular function (GO): calcium ion binding
Source: RefSeq, a predicted model, not a curated record
GUAUGCGGCUGGAGGAGGCGGAGGAGGAGGAUAGGACACUGCUGAUGCUGAUGCGAGAGCUCUCGGCGUCUGUGAUCACCACCGAUGGACCUAUUCCGUUUUUGAUGGAGCCCUUUACCUCGGUUACCGUACCAGUCGUUUCGCUGUGGGUGUGGAUCAGAUGAGGCGGCGAGACGCGGACACCUGAAGAGGAAAUAACGGUUUCGACUCGUCACUCUUCUGGCCUGGCUUACCCCUACACAGGUGGAUUGACGCUGGAAAAGCGGAACCGAAAUGAGGCAAUAGCGUUGUACUGGGAAUGGACGGCUAUUUACAUCUAUGUUCUGAUACAAAGCUAACAUUUAGUUUGUUUUUAUUAGGGAGGAAACGAACCAUAUGUCGUCUUACGGGCUAAUUUUCUGUAGCUAGUCGGCUAGCAGCGUCCUCCGCCAAUGACCGCGGACAAGGGAGGAGUUAACGUCAGUCGCUAACAUAAACGCAAUGGAAGAAAGACGCUGGGAGCUACAUGUGCUUUGCCUCUUCUUAAUGAGAAUUUAAACAGCUGGAGGUUAUUUCGGGUGUGCGUUCCGCUAUCAGCUGGUUGCGGUUGAUGACGAGAUAAGCGGCUAAUGAGGCUAAUGUUGACAAACACGCGUAACUGACGCGCAAAUUAGCAUCUUUAACGUUUCCAAGGGUCCCCGAGACUUUAAACGCUGUUAGCUGCGUCAGCUCUUCGUUUCGGUGUUUUGGCAGCUCCAGGUAAAGUUAUGUUGGAUGAGCUGAGGCUGAAACAAUUGGCGACGGCAUCCAGCAGUGAAGCAGCCAUGACAGACAUGCACAGUGUGAGUCAAAACGUGUCUACGUUAACUCUGAAAUUACCUUCUCUGUGGAUGUAUUUGUAAACAUUCUCAAACCCACUGGUGCUAGCUCAGUUUAUGACUCCUAUAUGAUCGCGUUUCACAUCGUUAGAAGGAAGUUAUCGCGGUGUCUAACCUGAGAUGCUCAGUGCCGUAUGAAAACAUGGCACUGAAACUGAAGACAGCAGUCAGAUAAAACCUCCCAGGCUUUCUGGAGUUUAUGAAGUAGAGUAGCCAGGACCUAGAUGGAGCCGACGGUGCUGUCUGGGCCUCUGGGGCACGCUCAGUGGGAGCCAGAGCAGCCAUUUCCUCUGGGAUUUCAAACGCUGGAUUCAGACAAUGGGGGUGUGCUCUGUCUAAACAAGAGUGGCCAGGCAGGUUUGAACUUCAGGAAAGGUGAGGAGGACAAGCUUUUCCCAGAAAGUGAUGAGAAAAACGUGGUUUUUAUGGAUAAGCCAGUAGAACUUGACCACAUUUUAAACAUUUCUACCUUUCCCUGUGGGGAUUUGCCAUUCGAGGGAGUGCAGCCCACACAUUUCCAAGAAAAAAAGGAAGGACUGGAUGGGAUUAGUGACUGCACGUUGUCGUGGCUGUUUUCUCCCAACUUUUCAGAUGUAUAUGAGAAAACCUCUGCCAGUAACGAGCUGAUGCUCCGACUAGAUCCCCCUCUUGAGGGCUCAGAUGUCCUCGGUGACCAUGCUGACUUAAUAAACCUCAGUGUGCCAUCUUCUCCAAUUAGGAUUUCCAGGAGUAAUUCUGAGACGAAAGCAGGGGAUCCGUGUUUGCUAGUUGAUCUUUCAGAUGGGCAUCUCACCCAGGAAUCUACAAGUGAGUUAAAACCACAGGGUGUCACUGAGGAGGUGCCUCAAGAGGAGCAGGCUGUUCUCUCUCCCUCACAGUCACCUGAAACAGGAGACAAAGGUUUAUUCCCUGAUCAAGUGACUGACCUGCCUGUAACCAGUAGCACGACAGUGCAAAGUUUACCUGAGAGCUACCAGCAGGACACACACACCAGCAAACCACAGGAAGGAUCUGCGCCUUUGUUGGAUCUGGAGCUUUUAGAUUUUGACAGUAGCUUAUGCCCUGCCAGUCCUGUGUCUAAUAUCUGCACAGGUGCUCAAUUAGACAGGUUGGAGGUGGCAAAUUCGGAAGCUGCUGUAAUUGCGAAUUUCUCAUCGGAGCAGCUGAGUGAGAACGAGUCACCUGCUCCGGGUCUGUCAGACGAACCCUCAUUCCUGACACUGCCUCUGACUCAAGAUGCCUGCUGUCGUGAUGAUCUCGCCAGCGAGGGUAGCUCUAUGGAGAACAUUUCUGAGGAUUUGAUGGAUGGGAGUGCGCCCAGUCUGAAGGUCGAGCGGAGGGAAGAGGAGAGGCUGACCUGCACCAGCCGGCUCCAGGGCUCGGAUCAUCAUGAAGCGGCUUCUUUUGAUUUCUCAGUUCAGGACGUAAACAUUUCUUCUUCGGAAGCUGAAUGGACUAGUGAGCGGACUGUGGGGACGAUCUCCCGCUCUAAGAUGGUGGGGGGUGACUCACUGCCAGUGGUCCCAGCUGUAAAUGCAAGAGAAGACGACAUCUCCCCGCUGAAGGCUGUGUUUGAUGCUUUAGACCAAGAUGGAGAUGGCUUCGUUCGUAUUGAGGAGUUUAUGGAGUUUGCGGCUGCCUAUGGGGCCGAUCAGGUGAAGGAUUUGACCAAGUUUUUGGACCCCAGUGGCCUCGGAGUCAUCAGUUUUGAAGACUUCCACCGUGGAAUCUCAGCAAUCAGCAAUGGAGGCCCUGAGCCACAGCUCUACAACGUCCCCUACAGCCCAGAGGACGGAGCCGUGGGCUGUCCGGAGGAGUACGACGAGCAGAAUGAGGUGACAGACAGUGCAUACCUGGGCUCUGAGAGCACAUACAGCGAGUGUGAAACCUUCACAGAUGAAGACACUGGAGCCCUGGUUCCUCCUGAGAUGCAUGAAGAGGUGGAGACGGACAGCGGCAUAGAAGCAACACUCAAUGACCCUGAAGAUGCUGGGAAUAGGUUUUCCCUGAACUCUGAGCUCCACAACCACUCGCUGGUGACGGUCAUCGGUGGAGAGGAGGAGCACUUUGAAGACUUUGGGGAAAGCAACACUUCAGAGCUGAUCUUGGAGAGCAGCGUGGACGGUUGUAGGGUAGAGGGCGACUCCCUGCUCUCACCGCCGCCCGAGCACGCCAAUGGCUCAUUGCUUCUCUCUCCCAGCACACCUGCUUCUCUCCCCGACCGCUUUCAGAGCUAUCUCAGGGAGGAGGCGCUGGACUUUUUCUGUAGCCAGUGUCACAAACAAAUAAAUCGCCUCGAGGACCUCUCGGCUCGCCUCAAUUUCCUAGAGAUGACUAGUGCUGGCAAGAGGCUGUCCAGUAAAAAAGUGGCGAGACACCUCCUCCAAAACAGCUCGAUGACGUUGGACACCGUGAGUGACUUGACGCGGGACAUUCUGGAGCUUGCUGAUAAUGACAUCUCAGACAAGGUGCUCCUCCUGGAGCGCCGCGUGGCAGAGCUGGAGAAGGAGUCUGAGGCAUCAGGAGAGCAGCACGCGCGGCUGCGUCAGGAGAACCUUCACCUGGUGCACAGGGCCAACGCGCUGGAGGAGCAGCUGAAGGAGCAGGAGCUCCAAGCCGACGAGCAGCUGCAACAAGAGACUCGGCGUCACAAAGAUGCUUUGAGCAAACUGGAGAGGGAAAAGAGUCUGGAGCUGGAAAACCUGCAGGCCAGGCUGCAGCAGCUUGAUGAUGAGAACAGUGAGCUGAGGUCCUGUGUUCCUUGUCUUCGAGCAAACAUCGAGAGACUAGAGGAGGAAAAACUAAAGAUUCAGGAUGAGGUAGAAAUCUUGUCGGACAGGUUUCAGGAAGAGACAGAAUCACGCAGGAAAAUGGCUGACAAGCUGAGUCAUGAGCAACACCAAAACCAGAAGGAGAAGGAGAGCACGCAGGAGCUUAUUGAAGACCUGCGUAAACAGCUGGAGCACCUACAGCUUUACAAGCUGGAGGCAGAAGCAAAGCGAGGCCGAACCCCCGGGGCGGGGCUGCAGGAGUAUCAGACCCGAACCCGCGAAGCAGAGCUGGAGCAGGAGAUCAAACGCCUCAAACAGGACAACCGCUCUCUAAAAGAGCAGAAUGACGAGUUAAACGGACAGAUCAUCAACCUGAGCAUCCAGGGAGCCAAGAAUCUGAUGACCGCCUCGUUCUCCGACUCCCUGGCAGCUGAGAUCAGCUCUGUGUCUCGUGCAGAGUUGAUGGAGGCGGUUCACAAGCAGGAGGAGAUAAACUACAGACUCCAGGACUACAUAGACAAAAUCAUUGUGGCCAUCAUGGAGUCCAACCCUUCCAUCCUGGAGGUCAAAUAGACUCCACACAGCCAGAGGGACCUCUGACUCCACAGGCUGUAACAUAUAUAUGAAGACAUGAAGGAGGAGGAACACGAUUCAGACGGGAUGUAAAAAUCUAAAUAUUCAGACGUUCAUCUGGAAAAAGAAGACAUCUCCCAACAUUCUUCAAGAAAAGACGAAUACUAGAUUUCUGAGAAAUCCGUAACUGGUGGAAAAAAUAAGCUUUUUUUUUUCUUUGAGUUUGUGUGAAUCUUUACGUUCGUCCUCCUGAAGGCACUUGGGUUCUGGUGACGUCCAUGUUUGUGGCUAGAGGGACCCGGUAGACUUCCUAUUUCCUGUUUGGAUUGAGCUAAAACAGUUGGACCAGAAGGCCUUCUAAAAGGUUAUUCACCAACUCUCCACCCAUGCCUCGGCUCCGUCUGCUCCAGGAUGGAGAUCUGUGGGCCGAUGCCCUGAACAGCGCUGAGUCGUUCUAAUCAUGAAGCGCCGCUCACAGGAGGAGGAGGAGAGGAGGUUGUUUUUAAAGCUUCUCAUGCUGCUCUUCAGCCUGGUCUGGCUGUCAUCCCAGCAAACCCAAGUGAGGGACGUUUCUGCUGAUGUGCAGAUGAGAAAUGUCUGGAGGGUUUGUUCCUGUGUGUUUGUGUGUGUUACAGCCCCUUUUGUAUUUAGUUUUGGGCCAGUUGACUAUAAAAGGAGGUCUAAAGAUUGACUCGUUAUUUUGUUCCUAAGUCUCACAAGUUUAAAAUCAAAGUGGCUGUUUUUAGCGCUUGGUGGUUCAUUUUUAACGAUGAAACAGGGUCCUGGAUCUCAGGUGGGCUGAAAAAGCACUACAUUUCCAGCUCGUCCCAUUAGACAGAGUUCAACCGACACGUGUUGACAUGGGGGAACCUGAUGAGAUCUCUCAGCGACUUGGUUUUUGAAGUACAGCCCACCUGAUUCCAGCAUUCUCUCUCUCUGAGUGAAAUCUAGAAGCUCAUCCUUACUUUUGUCAGUAAAACCGUUCUUGCAACUGCAAUGCCGGCAUUUGACCGAUUGUAUGUAAGGGACUGAAUGGUUGUACUUUGCACUACGUUUUGAUGUGUUGUUGUAAAGCUGUUCAUCAUGAAGGGAUCAAGUCAUAAAUGAGGAUCGUUUUACAGCCUUUGUGAAUAUGUAAACGUGGGAUUAGUUGCUGUUACCGCACCAUUGUACCGCCAUGCUUAAUGUGGCCUCAAACAAUCCUGCAGCUGUGUCUUAACGUUAGAUUAUAGCUAGAUUUUUUUUCCAGAAAACAUGGCAGAACUUGUGCAGCAAUAACACUCGGUGAUUGUCCUUUAGGUGUAGGCUGAUUGAACAAACAUGCUCUUUGUUCCUUCUCCUGAUGUGGACGAUUACCUGGAUGUUGGGAAUUGUGUUUGAUUAGUAGAUCGGGAAUGUUGCAGGUUGUUUUUGAACUGCGUGGCACCAGUGUGCUCAGUGUUCCUGUUUGGUGUCCCACUCUUCUCCACUAUCUCAAUGCUCUUCUUCACCUGCCACUCCGUGGGGGGGGGGGGGGGGGGGGGCCUUGGAUGUAAAUGACUUGUAAAGAUUUUUCUACACUCAUUCUAGAUUCUAGGUAUUUUUAUAGUCACAAGAGGAAAAGAUGGUUUUGUUUUUGUUUGUUUUACACAGGAUCAACAGCGGCCUGGACUCCUCUCUAGCAUGUAGCGUGUACAGCAUCUUUUAGGGUUCUUUUGUUUCUAAACAUGCAGAUAUUUAUUCAGCGACAACUCACACUGAUCUGUUCUGCUGAAAAACCCUUGUUUUGACUUCCCCUGGGGAGGUUGUACACUGAUUUAAAUGUGAGGGGGAAUGUUUUAAGGUUUGUGGGUGUGUUGCACAGAAGGCUUGAACCUGGUCAUUCGCUGAGGUCCCUUCCAAAACGCUGAUGUUGCUCUGAUCUGUUCAGAUGUGGCAGAUCGUGCUGUUGUCUUCCCAGAUGGAGUUGGGUUCUGCAUGAACACUCACAUCUCUAGUAUAUCUUUCACUUGCAUUUUGACUGACAGAUCUCACACUCUGACCUUCAUCGCUGGAGUUGUUGGAUGUGCGAUUUUUUUUUCCUUUUUUUUUAUCUCAACACUUACAUCCUCACCCCCCAGUUCAGUCUUCUGCUCUUUAAGGGGAAAGGGUGAAAAUAUUCCAGACAUGUGAGCUUAAUUUCAUAUAUUGUCUGUUUCUGACGGUUUGAUGACCAACAUGGCUGGCAACAGUACGAUUAGACAGAAAACAUUUGCAUUCAUCGGAGCUGUAUUGCACUUUAACCAGAUCUAAUUUUAAUUCCAGUUUUAAAAUGACCAAAGAUGGGAUUGCUUUGAAUAUCAGCGAUUCCUCUUUAGAUAAUACUUAACCUGUUCUUGUUCGCCCUGAAAAGAGAGUCAGAAGCUGGUCUGCUAGUCUAAACACUGUGCCUCUGCGUCUCAAACCUUGCCUCUAAGCUGACGUGAGGAUGAGCCCCUGGGGUGAAAGCACUGACCACGUUCCUGUCAGUUUGUUAAAUUAUUCUGUCAACCUGAGCUGUAAAUAUCCGUUAUCUUUUUGUUUUGUUUUUCUGUCUCAAGCUCACUUCCAGUGUCCAAAGAAAGUUCGCUCAAGGCACAAACGGCACUACUGGAGUAGUGCAUGGCUUGCCAUUAUGUGACAUGGGAAGAUUUAAAGAGAAUAUUGUAGAAAGGAGAAUCUGUAAAACGUAAAUUUAUUCCUAUUUUCACAUAUAAAUGUAUAAAUUAUUACAGUAUUGGGUACAGCUGUAUAUUAUUUUUGAAGCUCCCCAAAGUGAUUUAAUCUUGAUUGUUACAAGGGAAGUAUGUUGUAAAGGCAAUUUUAUGGUAAGAAGUGAAAGUAAGAAUAGAAUAAAUAAAUAAAUGGAAUAAAAUA